Messenger RNA from Cinara cedri, 8618 nucleotides. The record is from the annotation of a GenBank genome assembly. NCBI's taxonomy places the organism in Eukaryota, Metazoa, Arthropoda, Insecta, Hemiptera, Aphididae.
GCUAGUAAUAAUAAUUUAAUUUAUAACAAUUAAUAUUCAAAUUAAUUUUAAUGCCUGUGAUAUCGACAAUUCAAUAAAAUGACCUAACAAAAUGAACACUAUACUAGUAUUAAUAAACGGGAAAUGGGAAGUAUAGGUAAUUAUUUAAAUAAUUGAGCAAUAUUUAAUUGAUAUCAUUGUUAAUUUUGAAUAAUGGUGGAGAUACACUGAUUUCCAUCGUCUAAUAUCUAUAGCUGGCGUAAAAUAAUUGGUAUCAAGUGUUUGUAAAUAGGUACAAAAUGUAUCGGUAUACCAGUUUGUACCAACGAAUUACUAGAAUUUCUAGAUUCUAGUCAGUGAUUCCAACGACCAUAUGUUAAUAACCACAGAUAAAAAAAAUGUUUAUUAUGUAUGCUGCCAAGAGCUAGACUUCAACUGUAAUUUUUUUUCCCUAUUAUAAUAUACGUAAAACUUAAUACGUUAACUAUACAAAUGAUAUAAUCAAUGUUGUUAUAAUAAUUAUUUUGACCACAUUAAUACAUAGAUAGGUGCAUUAAUAUAAUACGGUGUGUAUCCAUGUCUGUCACUAUCACUGCAAAACUUCCAUCCUACCGACCCAUAUUUUAUUGUAGGAUAAGUAUUGAUAUUUCACUGUUAUGUAUGUCAUCACUGAGCUGUCUCGCGCAGACGCGCACUCGUUGCAGUUGCUAUAGAGUUGCCAUGGUAGUACAUCCCUUAACGGUGGGUAGUGGGUCAAAUAACAACGAAUAUUGAUAGAUUCGCAGUUACGGCUGGUAGAUAGUGUGAGGAGUAUCUACUGUAAAUGUUCACACUCCACCACGUCUGACAUCAAUACAAUUUGUUUUCCGAAUAAUUCCUGAUGGAUUUUUAGUAAUUACGGGUAAACCGCAUCCUUGCCGGUGUCCAAGCUUUUAUACUUUACUGUCUUUGUCUGCAACGUUUGCUGUAUUCGUGCUGUAUAACAUGGAAGCCACUUCGUAUAUUCCAAAAUCACAAGUAAUACCAUAGAUUAUAUAUUAUAUUAUUAUUUAUUUGCAACUCUAUUACGCAUUAAAUAUAUAAUACCUACUUAUAUAUUUUAUGUAGUACCUACCUUAUAAAAGUUAUACUUAUACAAAAGCGUUUUUAAUUUAUACAGAAAUAACUUUGAGGAGAAUAUUUAUUGCAAUACAAUAAUUUAGGUACCUACAUGGCCACACAUAAUAUUUUGUCAUGGGUUACAUAUCCAUAAAUUGAAAUGCAAAUUAAUCGAAUACAUUAUAGAAUUUAGAGGUUGAAGUCUGGCUCUUAGGGUAAAAUAAAAUUUCAAAGUAUUGAAAAACGCCAAAUACAUAUAUUUUCCGUGGGGCUCUUUCUGACUAAUGACCCGUAGUUGAAUUUUUGAUUUUCUCAUAUACCCCCGAGGUAUGAGGAGUUUAGACAUAGGUUUAGUGGUGUGCGUUCGAGGAUUUAGGAAAAUUGUAUUACUUAUUCACAGACAUUGUUUGGCUCACAGGGUCAAAACUAAACCUAUAAUUAUCAGAAAAUGCUAUAGUAGUUUUCUAUUAGUAGUGCCCUAAUAAAACGCUAAACAUUCAGAAUUUCAAUAUUUCAAUUUUUUUAACUCUUUUUAACAACACAACUUUUGGGUUAGUAACGAAUAAGUUUUUACUCCAAGAAGCAGAUUUCAGAUAAUAAUUUUUCUAAGACCACAAACUCGCAUUUUCAAACUUGUUAUUCUCUGAAGUAAAUGGGAAAAUAGAAAAUUCAGUCAUGGAACAUUGGCAAGAUGAUGGGAGGCAUGAAAAAUAUUUGUAUUUGUCGUUUUUCGAUAUUUUGACUUUUUCCUAAAUUUCAACCAGAUUCAAAUACCUGACUUACUUGAAUAUAAUAUAUUAGACAAUAAUUUUGUUUUAACUAUUUGCUUUUAACAUUGAUUGUAAUAUAAUCAAUGCUUUGGUGAAUUUAUUUCAACACUUUACGUGUUAAAUUAAAUUUUUAUUUAUUAUUUAAUUUAAUUUAUUUAAUUAAUUUAAAACCUUUUUUUUUUCUGAAAUCAUAUUUUUUGAUGCCGAUUCUAAAAAUUGUUGAAUUUGUUUUCAGAAACCAUUAUUAAAUAAUUUGUGGCAUAAGAUUUGAAAACCGAUAUUAUUUUUUUUGAAAAAGGGAUUUAGUGCUGAAAAGGAUGGUGCAGUUGAAUUUUUCAGGAAAUAUUAUUUUAGAAGAUAUAGCGAUUUGAAGAUUGUAGGUACCUAUGUGACUAAACAUAAUACACGGAACAAAAAAUAUUGUUCCAUUGUAGUAAGUGUGGGAUACUUGAGUACUACUGUUUGGGGAGGUUUUGUUCUCCAGUUCGCUACACUUAAAAUUAUGAAAAUGGUGAACUUCAAAUAGCUAUAACUUCUUUAAUAAUGGUUUCUAUAAAAAAUAAUAUUUGAAAAUUAGCAUAAAAAAAAAUUAGAAAUAGAAAUAGAAAAAAGAUGACUCAGUAAAAUAGACCUUUACCAAGAAUUUUUAAAAAAAUAAUGUUUACUUACUUUUAUAUACCUAUUUAUUUUGUUGUUUGUUACAGAAACAAAAUCGAAAUCCAAAUAUUCUGUUGGAUUUGCAUUUUAAACGAAGUAUUGGAAACAUAUCUUCUGUUGAAUAUAAACGGCGUAUAAUACUUAAUGAAUUAUACCAUUUGGGUUUUGUAUCUGAUAGAACAUCAUUACCUGCAAUUUAUUUUAAUCCAAUUGAUGCCCUUGAUGGUUAUGUACGAGAUGACAUUCUUGGUAUGGAAAUUGAUCCAAAAGAAAGCAAAUGGUAUGUAUGUUGUUCAUUUUCAAAAUCUAUACUUAUUAUUAAAAUUGAUCUGCUCUAAAACAGCCUUUUAAUUUGUGGUACUUAGUGGAAUCUUAUCCCCAGCAUUUAUAUAGGUCAAUAAUUUUAUCAUAGGUAAUCCACUGUUAUAGGUUGGAAUUUGGGAAUGUAAUUAAAUUUAUUUCUGUAUGCAAACAAAUAAUUAUUCCUAUUGAAAAAAGAUUCUGAACCUAGUUCAGAGUCAUGUUCUAAUAAUUUUCAAUUGCAAAUUUCAUUAUUGUGUAGUUAGAAAUUAAAUAACAACUGUUCUUCCUAUUUUUUCAAAACAAAUUUUCAAACAUUUUUAUGGUACCUAAAAAGUUUUAUCCAUAUAAAUUUGAAAAUAUUACAAAUGGAAUUACUGUGAUUUUUAUAGUUUUCAUCAAAGUUUAAACUUUAAACCUUUAUAUAAAUUACUACCAAUUUACUAAAAAAAGUAUUACUCAAAUUAUUUUUUAUCACUAAGUUAAAUUUUUGAUAGGCCAUGUAUCUAAUUUUUGAGUUGUAAAACCUAAAGGUUCUAGGGCAAUAGUUUUCAAUAUUUUUUAAACAUGCCAUACUGUACUCUUCAUCAAAUUUCCAUGACAUAUGUCUCAGUCAUCAAUCAAUAUAUCAAUAUUAUACAUUCAAUAAUACUAAUUCUAAUUCAGUAUUGCACCAUCAAAAAGAAAAAAAAAAUAUACCAAACUUAUUUAGACAUGAAUAAUAGUUGAAUAGCAUGAAUAUCCUGAUUUUUCCAAACAUAAUAAUUACCUAUACAUCUAAUUAAUAAUAUUAGUAAUAAUAAUCUAUAUAUUUUUUUUUUCAAACUUUAUAAUAAUUCAUCUAAAUAAUUAGAACAAGCAAUAUGAAACUAAUUAUAUUUAAUCAUUUCUUUUAUAUAUAUUUUUAGAUUCCAAGCGUAGGGAGGGAGCAAUUGGUUUUAUUAAGAUGUUUAUUUUUCUUUCUUUCUUUCUUCUAGUCUAUGGACACGUUUUUUCUAGUAAACUUGCUACAAAUUUUACGUGUAGCAACUUUUCUGAAAGCUCAAGUUGUCUAGAUGAUACUUUAAGAUGGUCAUUUUUUGAUUUCGACUAUAUUUAUUUUAAAUAAAAACACUUAGGUGGGAAAAAAUAUAGAAAAACAUUAAAUUUCAUUAUCUCAUUAUUUUAUAAAAACACGGAAAACGUUUUCUACCAAAAAAAUUAAUUUAAUUAAAAAAUUACAAGAUACCUUUUUAUUGCUUUUUUGAUGUACUUUCUAAUGGUAUCAUUGUCAAAACUUUUGACCCUUUUUUAGCUUUUAAGGGAUUUUAAUCUUUAGGAUUUUUUUUGCUACAAUUCGGUUAUAAAUACACGUUAAGACUUAAAACUUAGUAAUAAUAAUUAUAUCAGACUCACCUAGACGUGGUAAAAUUUCCAAAAUCAUCGGAUGAAUUUUUUUUUUAAUAAGUGUUUUGAAAUUAAAUUUAAACGAUAAUCGCAAAAAAAAUUAAGGCACUUCAAAUUAUGUAUUACCGAACUGUGCUCAGAAUCGUUUUUCGUCAAGUAAUGGUUUAUCGUUGCUUACAGGUAUAAAUCAAACAAUCUUAUGUAUCCGACAUCCCCAACUUGCUCCCAUUGUUAUCAUUGUAAAUCGGAGCAAAUUUGCAGGUAGAAAAGUUGUCCACAAUAGAAAUAUUAAUUUUUUCUAAAAUAUAUUCCUGUUUUUUCUCACCUUUUCCCUUUCAAAAAAUGGCUCUCCUAAAAUACCACCUCAAGAAAAUUUUCCUUCAGAAAAGGGUCUACAUCGUAUACAAUGGUGUAAGCUUCCUAGUAGAAAAAGUGUUCACAUAAAAAAAAAAACAACAAUACAUUCAGAAUCUAAAAUACUAACUGUAAAACUAAUAACUUACUGCCUACUUGCUCAUCAAAUACAAAUUUAAUUUGAAACAUUUUAUUUUUCAGCUUGUUAGUCAUAUCCAGAUACAACAGUGUAUCCAUUUUUAAUGUGUCUAAAAAUAACAAAAUCUUUGAUCAAAUGGUAAGAAUGACAAUUCCUCAUGACCCGAUAGAUAACAAUGGAACACCAAAUUCAACACAUUGGCUUUUUGAUGGUACAGUGUUUACUGUCUGCACUAUGGAUUCUAUACAUUUUUGGGAUUUGUGUAAUGGACAAAUUAUAGAAACUAUAAAAUUGCGUACAAAAGUACUCAACCAUGUAAUGGCUGCAAACAAAUUUAGUGUAAAUAAGUAUGUUGCAGGUAAUUAACAAUUGUGUUUUAAUAUUUUAGAUAAAUAUGAAUGUGCAUUUUAGUAUUAGUACCUAGGAUGAAGUACUUAGCAGUGAAAAAAUAAAAAAAGAGGAAUUGUGUGCCUAAAAAAAUUAUCGUCCUUUCCAAUUAUUGAACUCAACCUAACACGAAACCCCAAUAUUUCUCAUUACAGCAUUUUUCAUAUAUAAUUCAAUAAUAAGUAAUUAAGAAAAAAACAUAAUAAUGUUCCUGUAGGCCAUGUUUUUAAUUUCAUAUUUAUUUAAUCUAUAUUACCAUUAAUAAUAUUAUUAUUAAAUUUAUUUUAUUUUAUAAUCAAAUUCUAAAAUAAAAUUUUAGAGGUAGCAGAGUGGAUUGAUGGUUAAAAAUAACACCUGCGCUUUUUGAAGUGUCCAGUUUUGCACCAUUUGGAUAUUAGAUUAAGAUGAUUUUGAAGGUUGUAAGUAAUCCUUUCAAUAUUACGAGAUUCAAAAUAAAUUGUUGUAUCAUCUGUGUAAAGGGCAAUGCUAGUAUGUGGUGACUGCGGUAUAUCAGAUGUAUAAAUAUUGAAUAAGAUAGGUCCCAGUUUAGAGCCUUGGGGUACACCAGCAGAGAUAGAUUGGAGUUCAGAAGUAUUGUCAUUUAUUUUAACCUGGAAUUGUCUAUUAGAUAGAAAGGAGUUGAUGAUAUUAAAUAAGUAUUUUGGAAUAUUGAUGGUUAUUAGUAAGCUUAUAAAGACAGUCCUACUCUAUGGUAGUGUUUUUCAAAUGAAAACUAUUGUUGGAUGGGUGAAUGAUUUGUUAUAAUCCCAAACUGGAAUUUUGGAAUAACAUCUGCAUUAUUUAAGUAAUUUUAUAGUCUCCUGUGAAUAACUUUCUCAUGUUUUUUUUUGAUAAGAAGGUUUAUAAGAAUAAGAAUAUAGUUCAUAAGAAUGUAUCUAAUUUUAUUUUUCAUCUAUUCAUUUUGACACACAACAUACAGAUAAUAUUUUUAUUUCUUAAUAUAUUUUAGAAGAAUUGUAUUUUAUUAUAGUUACAGGAGUAGAAGGACAUGUAUAUAUAAUUGAUAUGCGCCAUGGUAUUGUUGUAAUGACUAUAAACAAUAUUGAAAAAACACCAACAAGGGCCAUCUGUUGGCAUCCAACAAAUGAAUUACAAUAUAUUACUGGCAAUGAUAAAGGAAAUGUUUACCUUUGGGAUACACGUAUUCAAAAAAAAUGGAUUUCAAAAUUUCAUAGUCAGGGAUCAUAUUCAUCGGCCCCAAGCCAUUCUUUUCCAGUUGUUGGAAUACGGUUUUUUAACAAUGGAAACAGUAUUAUGACUAUUGAUAAAGAAGGGGGCAUUAAAACUUGGUAAUAAUUUUUUGAAUGCAAUUAAAGUUGUUAUUUGUUACAUACUAAUAUUUAUUCCAUUUAGAGAAGAAAACUUAUUAGAAAUAAAUACUUAAAAAUACAAUAUAUUAUAUACUAAAUUUGUAUGUAUUAUAUAGACUAUAGAGUGAUAAAUUCUCCAUAAGAAAUGUAUUAUUGCGAAACAUUUUAAUAUUUGUUUUUUGGUCAAUUUAUGAGACAAGGAAUUUUAUAAUUUUAUAUGUAUUCAUGUCACUCAUAUACAUAGAGUUAAAACUACUACCAACUUUUUUUGCUUGAGGGGUGUGUAUUAAAAAUAUCAUAGAUAGAUAAGUUUAAAUUAAAAUACUUUUUGAUGUUAGAAUUUUUAUUUCUGUUAACUCAUUGAGGAGAUAUUCUAUACAGCUUAACCUUAUAGGUUAACUUUAUAUACUCACUGUAUUAUUAAUACUUCCCAGAGACAACAUUCAAUUAACUACAUCCAGUGUGCACAAAGUGGUGUGUAUCCAAAAAAAUUGUGUGUUACUCAAAUAAUUUUGGGUAACUUAUCCUUAAUAGUAUUGUUAUACCUACUGAUAAAAUGUCCCUAAAAUCUAUUAUUAUUAUUUAUUGUAUGCUAAAAGGGUAUGACUUCGAACAAAUUUUGAUGUUUGUCCUUCUAGCAUACCCUCUCACCUAUAUUUAAGGUGUUGCUUGAGGAACAAUUGGACCCUAGGUUACACGCCACUGGUGCACAAUGUAUUUUAUUUUUGCAAUUAUUUUACUCUGUCAUAAUAUGUAGGUUUUUGAUGAAUUGCUUUUAUUUAUAAUUAAUGUAUACUUAAAUAUUUAAAUAUUGUACUUAUUUAUUAUUUAAUAUCAAAUAAUAAUUAAUUUAAUAAGAUACUUGUGUAAGUAAAGUUUGUUUGUCUAUUUCAGGGAUGUUGGAACUGGUUUUUUGCGUCCCAACUAUUACAUGCCUAUACCAUUUUGUGACUUGAAUAGGAAUCAUAUUUUUAAAGAAUAUCAAUUUGCUGUUACUGAAACUUUAAAAGAUGAUAUGGCUUUUUUGCCUUCUAAGAAUGGAAUGCGAAUAAUGGAUAUAGAAACUGGUGUAAAUUUACCAAAGUCCAAUGAUGUAUCUAUUCCUAUUAAUUGUGCUACUUAUGAUUCAAAAAAUCAUUGUGUUUAUGGAGGUUCUGAAGAUUUGGUGAAAUUAUGGGCUCCUGCUAUAAAAUAAUUUGUAUUUAAUGAGCAACAUCAAAGUACCUAUUCAAAUUUAUGUUUUUGUCAAUUUUUUGAAUAUCAAAUAAUAAUUAUUAUAAUAUAGUUGUUUAGAAUUUAUAUUUUUAAUUUGAGCUGGCAUUACUACACCACUGUUGCCAUAAUUUAAAGAAUGAUAAAAUACUAGAGCAGGAAGAAUUUUAUGUGUCCAAGUCACAAUGCUGUUGUUGCUAAAGCAUCAUCCAAAUCCAAGAUGUAAAGAUGUUUCUUUCCAAGACAAGAUUACCCAAUGUGAUCUAGAACAAGUCACUAUUGCCAUUUUGCUAUGGAAAUAUAGCAUUAUAUAUUGCUAAUAUCUAAUUUUUAGAUAUUAAAAAUAUUUAGUUAUAAUAACUUAAGAUCAUUUCCCCAUAAAAAAAAUAAAUAUUGCCAUUUAACAUUGUAGUAAUUUAUUUCAACCCUUAAAAAAUACAAUCUGGGUUUCGCACAUACUAUGCUCAAUUAUUGGAAAUUGAGAUAAGUCCACUGAAAAAAUGAAAAAAAUUACAUGAUGUAGAUAGUGAUGUUUAUUGAUAAAAUAUUGUGAUCAAUUAUUAAUAUUUGUUUUCAUUUUUGUGUAAAAUGUCACAAAAUAUUCUGUUGCAUUAGUUUGUGUUAUUAUUUUUGUAUUCGGAAUUGAUAUUCACUAUUUUUUUUUUUUCAUGCACAUUUUUAUGGUUUAUUAAAUUAAAUAAUAUAAUUAUAGUUAUAACUAGUUAUAAUAUAAUUAAUUAUUUUUUUUUUUUGGUGAAGUGGCCUAAUGUCAAAAUGAUGGCAAAAUAUGUUCUAUGGCAACUUAAUUUUAUUUACUAUUUCCAAUUAUCUAUAUAAUAUUAUGUUGUUACCUAACUUUAUACUUAUUAAGCUAAUUAUUAUUUGUUAAUUAAACAAUAUUAUACUAUUUAUUAUCCUAAAUGAAUUAUUUAUAUCUUAAAUAUUAUAUAUAACAUUCCUUUAAUUUAUUAUUUUUAUUAUUAGAGUAGGUUUUACACAAUAACU